GAUAAAUAUUCGUUAAGCAGCUGAAAGUGAAUCAUAAAAUUUUUACAAACUUUCAAAUCUGAUUCUUCAUUUCUAUUGUAAACGUUGGUCGCACAAGAUAUUGUUUAAAAUAAUCUUCUUUAUUGCACAUCCGAUAUAAAGAAAUUGAAAUAAUGGUUUUGUGAUAGCAUUCGUGAAGAGAAAGAAACUAAAUUAAAAGUUGAAUUAUAUUGGGUGACACCUAAACACAAAAGAUUUUUAUAAAAAGUGAAUAAUUCAUAUUAAUAAGACAUCCUCUGGUCUUCAAAGUUUAGUUUCGUUUAAAUAUUUUGUCAGAUAAUCAACUGAUUUGUAAAUAUGCCUGGACCUCCACCACCACCGCCACCAAUGAUGGCCCCAGUUAAAAAAGCAUUUGUACCGCCUGCUUCUGGCGGUGGCGAUAUGAGAAAUGCUUUAUUAGGUCAAAUUCAGAAAGGAGCACAAUUGAAAAAAGUCAAAACUGUCGAUAAAAGUGGUCCGAUUGGAGCUGGUAAAGUUGCUGGUGAAGCUCCAGCUCCGUCACCAUCGAGAUCAAGAACAAGAGGACCUCCAUCGAACAAAUCAUCACCAGACACUUCCAAUUCGUCACCUGUUAAACCUCCAGGUGGAUUCGCAAAUCUUACAGAUGAACUUCAAUUCAAGUUGACGUUGAAGAAAAAUAAAAAUUCACCAGUGAAGGAGUCAAGCAUUUCACAUGAGAUAAAAGAGACAACGCCUCCAGCAUCGUCCAAUUCUUUUGUGAACGACAUAAAAUCGAAACAAAGUGUCAUUACUGCUCAUCAUUCUCCAUCGCCUAGCUUAUCAGAUGCAAUUGCAAACAAGUCAUCUUUGUUUACUAAAUCAUCAGCCGGUACUUCACCGACUGUUCUCAAUCCCCCUAAAGUCAUCAAUCAUGGAAAGCCAAAUUUGGCACCAAAACCUCCACCUCAGCUUAAAUUGUUGGCUAGUGGCAAUAGUAACUUAAAUGUUUCACCUUCUGGUCCUUUCAAUUCUGAUAAUCAUUUCGGCACAAUGAGGAUGAAUGUUAACAAUCAACAAAAGAUUCAAGAUGCGUUAAAUUUACAAACGCCAAUGAUGAAAACUGGUGCACAGCGACCAACAAAUAAGCCACCGCCACCACCAGUUCCCAAUCGUCAGCCUGGCACAAACUUGACAAAUAAUCAUGCAAAAUCGACAAAUGCUUUGAACUUGUCGUCGAAUGAACAAAACUUGUCAGCACCAAGACGAUUGCCAAGUUCGGGUUCUUCGAAUAACAUCAGCAACAUUGAGCGCAGUGUUGAUGUUGCAGAUUCAACAGUACCGCCACUUCCUCCACAUCGAGUAAGUUCACAAGGUCAGCUGCGAGGCCAAAUGUCGCCUGUCAUACUAGGAAAUAAUCAAGCACCACCUGAAGUUCCACGGAGACAUUCAUCAAUGAGAAACAGUAUUGAAAACGGUGCCAAUGGAAAACAUCAAAAGUCAAAUUCAAAUCAAUCAAUAACGAGAUUAGUCGUCGAUCUUGAAGCAAGAUAUGCUCUUCUUUUUCAUAAUGUGUCGGAGUUUCCAUCGCCAAGGCCAUUUAUGAAUGUUGAAAAGUCGUAUCCUUCGAGAGCUAUCAGACAAGCAAAUGGAAUUUAAUUCCAAUGUGACACUUACCAGUCUUUGGGCAUUUCAGGAGGUUGCAAUAGUAUUUUACAUUAUUAAGCUCUUAAUUACUUUCUUUUCCCAAUAAUCAACAAUUAAGAUUUACCCAAUGUUGGUCUGGAUAAGCUUUUCUUAUUAUUAAAAUAUUUUUCCAAGUUUUUAUAUCUAAAAUUCGAAAUUUCUUUUUAACAAUUUGAGCUUGAUUUUCUUUGAAAGAACCAAUUGUUAUGAUUUUCUUAUCCAACCAACCAAAACAAGAUUUAUCC
Messenger RNA from Clunio marinus, 1907 nucleotides. Lineage: Eukaryota; Metazoa; Arthropoda; Insecta; Diptera; Chironomidae. The record is from the annotation of a GenBank genome assembly.